This is a messenger RNA of Menidia menidia (Atlantic silverside), 615 nucleotides long. The record is from the annotation of a GenBank genome assembly. NCBI's taxonomy places the organism in Eukaryota, Metazoa, Chordata, Actinopteri, Atheriniformes, Atherinopsidae.
AUGAAGAUUACACCAAUGAAGGCGGCCGGAUGGUGGCCGGUGGCGGUUUUUCUGGGGCUGGCCGUGCUGGGCACCGACGGGAGACCCAACAAGGACGGGUUCGGGUCCCCACCCGAUCGACCCGUCGAUGGGAUCCCCGAGAGCCUGAGGGUAAAGGGACUAAUGGGACACAAUGGCUACCCGGGUCCGUGUGAACACAAAUACUGUGGCCUGGGACGCCAUUGCGUGGUCAACCGCGAGACUGACCAGGGGGAGUGCAGGUGCUUGGACCGCUGUAAACCGCACUAUAAGCCGGUGUGUGGCUCCGAUGGGAAGUUGUACCAGAACCACUGUGAACUCCACCGGACCUCCUGUAUCCAGGGACACAGGAUCACCAUCAUGCACAGCGAAGAGUGCUUCUACAAAGGGCGAGGGGCCGCCGCCGACAGCGCCAGGUCCCGAUCAGAGGUCGCAGCAUUAACGGCGCCACAGAGUCAUUACGGAGAGAGCAGGAACACACGGGAGGAUCCGGAUCCCCGGAACGCACACAGGCGGCUACAAAACUUCUUACCCACCUCCACGGCUGCUGUUGGCAGCCUGAUUGUGCAGCUGGAACAUCUGGCGGCUCCUCGGUGA